AUGACUGUGAAAAAGUUCACUGUGCAAUCUCCUUAUUUAUCGGACUUAUCGUAUUCUAAUUACUCGUCUGACGAUAGCGAUGCAGAAGAAGAUACCGAUAGUGAUGUAGAAGAUACCGAUAGGUGCUUGGUUAUUGAUACUCCGGCAUUUACAUACUUAGACAUCGAUGAUUAUUCAGCAGACUUUUUUUUGAUCGAGAAUAAGCCAAAUUGUUGCGAGCAAGUUUGUGUCAACCUACAUUGGUCUUUCCCUGAUAUUGACAAGUUCUUUAGAUCUUUUUCUGCAGUCUUGUUUCUUGAGUUGAAUUUGAACGAGAAAAUGAUUGUGUGCUUUAGCACCAUCAAAUUCUCUCGGCUGACAAAGUGUAAGAUACUUCCGGGUGACACAGACUGGAUGGAUUCACUUGUGUCUUUCCUUCAAAACACUCCCAAGCUAAAGUUUCUUACAGUUGAUUAUUUGUUUACCCAUCAACCCCCAGACGCCUCUAUCUCGUGGAGCGAAUCAAGUUAUGAUCCUGAAUGCUUAUCAUCAAGUCUGGAGAAGUUUGAGCUGAAAAACUAUGGAGGAAGAAAAGAAGAGAAAGAAUUGGUGGAAUACAUCCUAACCACCUCUAGAUGUCUAAAGACGGCGAUAAUCUCCUUGUCCUUGUCAAAACUUGAAGACAAAGACACAACGAUUGAGGAGUUGAAAGCUAUUCCUAGGGUUUCACUAACAUCUCAGCUUUUUUUAAAAAACGAUGAGCUUUCUGUGUAG
Thlaspi arvense is the source of this 753-nucleotide messenger RNA. NCBI's taxonomy places the organism in Eukaryota, Viridiplantae, Streptophyta, Magnoliopsida, Brassicales, Brassicaceae. The record is from the annotation of a GenBank genome assembly.